This is a messenger RNA of Branchiostoma belcheri (Belcher's lancelet), 1689 nucleotides long. Its product is annotated as tripartite motif-containing protein 3-like. The record is from RefSeq and is a predicted model, not a curated record. The transcript is spliced from 2 exons. Bases 1 to 1689 code for a protein of 562 amino acids. Gene Ontology annotation, cellular component: extracellular region. Gene Ontology annotation, molecular function: zinc ion binding; protein binding. NCBI's taxonomy places the organism in Eukaryota, Metazoa, Chordata, Leptocardii, Amphioxiformes, Branchiostomatidae.
AUGGCGGCCGCACCAUCAACUUUGGGGGACCAAAUCCGCGAAGAACUGUCCUGCAGCAUCUGCCUGGAGCUGUUCACCAGGCCCAAGGUGCUGCCCUGUCAGCACACCUUCUGUCAGGACUGUCUACAGGACCAUGCAGGGAGGGGAGGGACCUUCCAGUGCCCAAACUGUCGGCUACAGGUCAGUCUACCUAGUCAAGGGGUUGUAGGUUUACCUGACAACCACUUAGUUACCAGUUUGUGUGAGAGACUGCACAACCAGCUAACACUAUCAGGGGAAGGAAAAGAACAGCCCAAAUCUGGAAACAGGUGCAGUUUUCACCCAUCUGAGAAACUCAUGCUCUACUGUAAACAGUGUAACUUGCCACUUUGUAGUGAGUGUUGUGAAGAAAGCCAUGAUGGACAUCCUACCACAGGCCUUAAAAAAGCCAUCAAACAACAAAGAGCACCAGUCCAGGCGUUGAUCAGUGAGGGAAGAGACAUCUUGGAAACAUACCUUAGCUUUCUCAGAGGUCUCAGACAAACAGAGAAAUCCCUGAAUGAACAGAAACAGCAGACAGACAACAGCAUCAUUCAGGCUUACACUAAAAGGAAAGAUGUUUUGGCACAGAAGCUAACAGAGUCAAAAGACCACCUCUUGUCAGAAACUGAAAAACAGCAUGGCAAAAACAUCAAACUUGUUCAAGAUGAAAGAGACCGAGUGUUGGCAGAUGUCAGUGAACUGUCUGCUGCCUGUGAUCAAGCAGAACAAGACAUGGAACAAAGAGCAAUCCAGUUUCUCAGUCAGCAAACCAGGAUGACAGAGGUGGUAGGAAAGUACAGAGGAAAAGCAGCACCAACUCCUGUACAAACCCAGCCUGCUGUCUUUCAGCCCACAGACACCCCCGUGCCAGUAUUGGGACAUGUGAUGGUCCAGUCUCUCCCAUCUACACCAAUCUUAGAGGAGACUGAAAAUGGUCAGAAAAGGGAUGAAAAAGAUGAUGAUCAGACACAGCGAGGAAUGUUUGAAGAAGUCAAAGGUGUUGCUGUGUCAGAGGAAGGAGAAAUUUUUGUGCUGGAGCAAUCUUUUCCGGACGAGAGAAUCCAAGUCUUCACACUGCAGGGAAAAUUUGUAAGAGAGUUUCCAACAGCUGUGCCAGGUAACUGCGAGAUGCGCCCAGAUGAUGUGGCCAUGGACAGGGAGGGGAACCUGUGGGUGGUGGGGGGGACAGACUCUGCUGAGUUUGCAGUGCAGUACAACAAACAGGGCAGGGUGCUGAGGAAGUUUGACCUACAGAAGACAGGGUGCUUCAGAGGAGUUGCCGUGGACACCAGGAGGAACCACAUCCUCAUCUCACAGACCACAGGUGAUGAGGAUAACCUACAUGUACAAGGUGAAGUUUUGGUGUUCACGCCAGAUGGAACACUUGUGAGAACUGUGGGUCAGCAGCAGGGGAUGAAGUACCCACGGUACAUCACUGUGGACAGGGAAGGGAACAUUCUUGUGUCAGACCAUUGUGUGUAUGUGUACAACGAGGACGGACAGUUUGUGUUCCAGUUUGGAGACAUGGGAUAUGGGGAAGGUCAUCUGAGCGGUCCCCGUGGCAUCUGUACAGACAGGGCAGGGAACAUCAUUGUAGCAGACAGUGGACAUGACCGUGUGGAGAUGUUUGACCAAGACAGGCAGAUUCCUCAAACACAUUGCUACUGA